Messenger RNA from Choloepus didactylus (southern two-toed sloth), 1954 nucleotides. RefSeq names its product solute carrier family 15 member 3 (gene SLC15A3). Gene Ontology annotation, biological process: transmembrane transport. Gene Ontology annotation, cellular component: lysosomal membrane. Lineage: Eukaryota; Metazoa; Chordata; Mammalia; Pilosa; Megalonychidae. The transcript has 8 exons. Gene Ontology annotation, molecular function: transmembrane transporter activity. The record is from RefSeq and is a predicted model, not a curated record. Bases 83 to 1801 code for a protein of 572 amino acids.
AGAGGGACUCCAGGGGGAGAGAAAGAAAGGGAGAGGGGAUAAAAGGGAAGAGAAGGCCGGGGUGCAGGGCAGCGAGCCCACGAUGCCCGUGGAGCGCAGGCCGCUGCUGGCGCGCGGGCCGCCGGGCCCCCGGCGGUGGAGGUGGCGGCGGGCGGCGGGCGCCGCGGUGCUGCUGGUGGAGAUGCUGGAGCGCGCCGCCUUCUUCGGCGUGGCCGCCAACCUCGUGCUCUACCUGAACGGCGCCAACUUCCACUGGGCCGGGGAGCAGGCGUCGCGGGCCGCGCUCGUCUUCCUGGGCGCCUCCUACCUGCUGGCGCCCCUGGGCGGCUGGCUGGCCGACGUGUACCUGGGCCGCUUCCGCGCCGUGGCGCUCAGCCUGCUGCUCUACCUGGCGGCCUCCAGCCUGCUGCCCGCCACCGCCUUCCCCGACGGCCGCCGCUCCUUCUGCGGCGAGAUGCCCGAGUUGCCGCUGGCGCCCAGCUGCUCCAAGACCCCCUGCCCGCGCGCCUCGCCCAGCCCCUACUGCGCGCCCACCCUCUACGUGGGGCUGCUGCUGCUCGCCCUGGCCGCCAGCUCCGUCAGGACCAACCUCACCUCCUUCGGCGCCGACCAGGUGAUGGUUCUUGGCCGCGAUGCCACCCGCCGCUUCUUCAACUGGUUUUAUUGGAGCAUCAAUGUGGGUGCUGUGCUCUCGCUGCUGGUGGUGGCCUUUAUCCAGCAGAACAUCAACUUCCUGGUGGGCUACAGCAUCCCCGUGGGCUGCCUUGGCCUGGCGUUCUUCGUCUUCCUCUUCGCCACCCCCAUCUUCAUCACCAAGCCCCCCACGGGCAGCCAAGUGUCCUCCAUGCUGAAGCUCACAUUCCGAAACUACUGCCCCCGGCUUUGGUGCCCGUGCUCUGCCAGAGACCCUCAAGACGCCCACCUGUUGCCUGACCAGAGGUCUCCCGGGUCUGGUGCUUCCCCCCAAGAGGAUGUUGCCAACUUCCAGGUGCUGGUGAAGGUCUUGCCCGUCAUGGUGACCCUGGUCCCCUACUGGAUGGUGUACUUCCAGAUGCAGUCUACGUACGUCCUGCAGGGUCUUCACCUCCACAUCCCGAACAUUUUCCCCGCCAGCCCUACCAAUGGCUCCGUGGCUCUCAGCAACCAGGGCAGCAACUACACGAUCCCGGAAGCCUGGCUGCUCCUGGCCAACGUGGUGGUGGUUCUGCUCCUGGUCCCCCUGAAGGAUCACUUGAUUGACCCUUUCCUGGUGCGGCGCAAGCUGCUUCCCUCAGCUCUGCAGAAGAUGGCGCUGGGGAUGUUCUUUGGUUUUACCUCCGUCAUUGUGGCAGGUGUCCUGGAGAUGGAGCGUCUACACUACAUCCACCAAAACAAGACUGUGUCCCAGCAGAUUGGAAGGGACGUGUACUAUGCGGCACCCCUGUCCAUCUCGUGGCAGAUUCCUCAGUACCUGCUCAUCGGGAUCAGUGAGAUUUUUGCCAGUAUCCCAGGCCUGGAGUUCGCCUACUCAGCGGCCCCCCGCUCCAUGCAGGGCGCCAUCGUGGGCAUCUUCUUCUGCCUGUCGGGGGUGGGCUCGCUGUUGGGCUCUAGCCUGGUGGCCCUUCUGUCCCUGCCCGGGGGCUGGAUGCACUGCCCCGAAGACUUCGGGAACAUCAACAAUUGCCGGAUGGACCUCUACUUCUUCCUGCUGGCUGGCAUUCAGGCCGGCGCGGGCCUCCUGUUUGUCUGGAUCGCUGGCCGCUACGAGCGGGCAGCACAGGCCCUGGCCUCCCAAAACGGUCCCAGCAGGGACAGGGGCUGACAUGCCACCCACGCCUCACCUUUUGCCUCCCUCCUCCUCCCCCGGACACAGACAGCAGCAGUCCCGGCUGUGGUUUCCUUCCCAGUUUAUUCUGUACCCAACAUCGGGAUGAAACGAUUCCCAUAAAUAAGGGGCACGAGCUCUUCCUCACGA